Hirsutella rhossiliensis is the source of this 1029-nucleotide messenger RNA. Its product is annotated as methyltransferase domain-containing protein. The transcript is spliced from 4 exons. The record is from RefSeq and is a predicted model, not a curated record. Bases 1 to 1029 code for a protein of 342 amino acids. Lineage: Eukaryota; Fungi; Ascomycota; Sordariomycetes; Hypocreales; Ophiocordycipitaceae.
AUGGUAUACGAGCCUUACCAGGAAGAGCUGCCAGCUAAUAAAGCCAAGGCAUGGUCUCUACUAAAGUCUUACAGCAAAAUCCCACCAAACGAGAUCGAGAGUCACCUGCGAGCAGUUCGUGAAAAAGCCAGGAAGGUCUUCCCGUACGGAUGCAUUGGUCGCUGGCUGUUCCUGGACUAUGCCAUCACCACGUUGCCGGAGUACCCCAGCAUCGUCCAGCGCAUCAAGUCAGGAGACAUCUUGCUUGACGCUGGGUGUGCUUUCGGCUAUGUGCUGCGGCAGUUAGCGUCUGAUGGUGCGCCCGCUGCCAAUUUGAUGGGGACUGACAUCGAACAAAGGUUUAUGGACCUGGGCUAUGAACUGUUUAAAGAUCGCGGCAUGUUCGUUGCUCGUUUCUUUGCAGGCGAUUUGUUGGAGUUGGAGGGCCACUCACUUGAUGAGGUUGAUGGAAAAGUCAGUAUCAUCCACGCUGCAGGGUUGUUUCACCUAUUUGAAUGGGAUGACCAAGUAAAGCUUGGAAUACGGCUCGUUGAAUUCUUUAAGCCGGAUGUCAAGAACCCGAUGCUCAUCGGGAGACAGAUUGGAGAUUUCCAUCCUCUGGACCCUGCUACCCAUGCAGAGCAAGGUCUCGGCUGGUAUCGUCAUAAUAUUGAGACGUGGCAGCAGUUGUGGGAUAGAAUUGGCGAGGAAACAGGCACUAAAUGGAAGGCCACUGGGUCUUUACCAGAGAUACCACGGUCUGCUAUUGGUGCUGACGCGCCGAGAGCUGGAUUUGAUUUUACUGUUUCACCGAGUCACGAGACAGACACUGCACCAACUCGCCUUUGUCGACGCGCCAUACACGCACCGCAUGCGGCGCGUUUUCCUGGAACAGUGCAGAGUGAGGAAACAGAGCGGAUGGAGUUGGCGAAAAUGCCACGCUGGCCUACGGCAUUCUCUGGAUGUCUCCAGACGCACUCGCCCGUCUCGGUGCGCCAGAGCCGGACUGUCGCGUCCCGCCAGGCCGACACCAGGAGCAACGAGUGGUGA